Haliotis rufescens (red abalone) is the source of this 1617-nucleotide messenger RNA. RefSeq names its product mucin-5AC-like. The transcript is spliced from 4 exons. Bases 1 to 1617 code for a protein of 538 amino acids. The record is from RefSeq and is a predicted model, not a curated record. NCBI's taxonomy places the organism in Eukaryota, Metazoa, Mollusca, Gastropoda, Lepetellida, Haliotidae.
AUGACAGCUGCAACUACUACACUGAUCUCUGAUAAUGCGACAACUACAACUACCACGACAACGACGACAGAUGUAACCACUGCUCCUGUUCUGAUCUCGUCAACACCUUCAACUACUACAAUCACUGCAACUACUACAGUGACACCUGCAACUGCGACAACUGAUGUUCCUACUUCAGCUUCAACGACUGCGACGACAGCUACUACGCUAACGAACCCAACUACUACGACUUUGACACCUGCUACAACGACAGCUGCUUCUACUGCGACGACAGCUGCGACGGUUACUAUGACAGCUGCAACUACUACAGUGAUCUCUGAUAAUGCGACAACUACAACUACCACGACAACGACGACAGAUGUAACCACUGCUCCUGCACUGAUCUCGUCGACAACCACAACUACUACGAUCGCUGCAACUACUACAGUGACACCUGCAACUGCGACAACUGUUCCUGCGACAGCUUCAACGACUGCGACGACAGCUACUACGCCAACGAACCCAGCUACUACGACUUUGACACCUGCUACCACGACAACUGCUUCUACUGCGACGACAGCUGCAACUACUACAGUGAUCUCUGAUAAUGCGACAACUACAACUACCACGACAACGACCACAGAUGUAACCACAGCUCCUGCACUGAUCUCGUCGACAACCCCAACUACUACGAUCGCUGCAACUACUACAGUAACACCUGCAACUGCGACAACUGUUCCUGCGACAGCUUCAACGACUGCGACGACAGCUACUACGCCAACGAACCCAGCUACUACGACUUUGACACCUGCUACCACGACAACUGCUUCUACUGCGACGACAGCUGCAACUACUACAGUGAUCUCUGAUAAUGCGACAACUACAACUACCACGACAACGACCACAGAUGUAACCACAGCUCCUGCACUGAUCUCGUCGACAACCCCAACUACUACGAUCGCUGCAACUACUACAGUGACACCUGCAACUGCGACAACUGUUGUUCCUGCGACAGCUUCAACGACUGCGGCGACAGCUACUACGCCAACGAACCCAACUACUACGACUUUGACACCUGCUACCACGACAACUGCUUCUACUGCGACGACAGCUGCAACUACUACAGUGAUCUCUGAUAAUGCUACAACUACAACUACCACGACAACGACCACAGAUGUAAGCACUGCUCCUGCACUGAUCUCACUGUGGGUGGAAUCUGUCGUACAAUUCUCCUCUCAAUACAGGGCCACCCGCUGGAGUGCCCAGAAAAUAGUAGGACCUCCGGAUGUAUACCCCGCCUAUGGCGACAACCCCAACGCAUGGGCAUCAGCUGAGUGGACCGGUAUUGAGUGGAUAGAGGUUCAGAUCUCCCAGUCGCUGAACAUCACCAAGUUGGACAUAUACGAGACCUUCCACGCAGGAGGAGUGAAGGUAGUAUCUGCCUGGAACCCGUCCACGUCCAGCUGGGAUGUGUUGUGGCAGGUGUCUACCGUCUCUGUCCUCGCCGCCAGCAGGAUCUUCUCCCCUCCAAUACAGACACCAACUUACAAGACUGAUCAACUGCGGAUCGAGGUCGACUGCGGCCCUGCACAGCACUGGGUUGAACUGGAUGCAGUGGAGGUCACCGGAUAUGCGUAG